Messenger RNA from Amblyraja radiata (thorny skate), 3704 nucleotides. Its product is annotated as grainyhead-like protein 3 homolog. Lineage: Eukaryota; Metazoa; Chordata; Chondrichthyes; Rajiformes; Rajidae. Gene Ontology annotation, biological process: regulation of transcription by RNA polymerase II. The record is from RefSeq and is a predicted model, not a curated record. The coding region runs from base 164 to 1936 and encodes 590 amino acids. The transcript has 16 exons. Gene Ontology annotation, molecular function: DNA-binding transcription activator activity, RNA polymerase II-specific; RNA polymerase II cis-regulatory region sequence-specific DNA binding. Gene Ontology annotation, cellular component: nucleus.
GCAGUGAACCUUAAGGGAAAUAAAUAGAGAUCCAUCAUUGACGCGGUUUGCUUUUAACUAGAAAUAUCACACAAAACCCACCUGGAUGUUUUUGACCUGAGAGAGAAAGAGCAGUGGUUAUAAAAAUACAUCACUGGUGAAGGUUACUGUGAAGAGACAGGCUAUGUCUAAGGAGCUUGGGAUGAGGCCGGUGAUGGUUCUGCACAAUGAGGGUGUUAACUUCCAAUUGAAUUCUGUCCCCAAUGAGGAUGAAGCCUGGAAAAGCUACCUUGAAAACCCAUUAACUGCAGCAACAAAGGCCAUGAUGAGCAUCAAUGGUGAUGAUGAAAGUGUGGCUGCUUUAAGCCUCCUCUAUGAUUACUACAAGGUGCCAAAGGAAGAAAGACUUCUGCUGCCCGGAAAAGUAACCCGCCCUUGUGAACCAAACGCAGUAAGGAGGAAUAACACUGGCAUUGGAUUUGAUUUUGACAACAUUUCAUUUCUGGAAAAUUCCAUCCCAACUAUGAAACCUUUGCCUGAAGAUGUUAUUAUGUCAACAGAGUACCUUGAUCCAACUAGAAGAUCCCAACGGUUCCAUUCAGAUUCUUCCUUUCCAGUUCCCAAAUCUCAGCCUUCAUUAGAUAGCUGUAUCAUCGCCCCCAGAGAUUUAUACGACUGCAAUCUCACCGAAUCAUUUGAUAAUAUUUUAAUGACACAGCCACAACAAAGAUGGGUCGCUGAGAACAUAUCACCUGAGGCCUUUCUUAACGAUUUGAUGAGACCACCUUGUGUCGAAGAGAAUAUCACAAAUAAUAACUCAAGGGUCGACUUGGAGUACAUUCUGGAGGCACCUAAAUCCGUCAACCAGAAACCAGGGGAGGAAUCACUGGGUUACCUCAACAAAGGACAGUUUUAUCCAGUCACACUGAGAGCUGCGGGGAGUGACAAAUGUUUACAAUCAUCCUCAACCAAAGUUCGAAGCAUGAUAAUGGCUGUAUUUGACAAUGGGAAGCCUGUGGAAGAACAAAUUAAGUACUGGAAACACUGGCAUUCCCGACAGCAUACUGCAAAGCAACGAGUCAUUGAUUUCGCAGAUUACAAGGAAAGCAACAGCACUAUCAGCUGUGUCGAAGAGGUGGCGUUCAAUGCUCUUUCCUUCAUCUGGGAUUCCAGCAAGGAAGCAAAGGUUCACAUUGGAAUUAACUGCCUGAGUACAGACUUCUCCUCACAGAAGGGAGUCAAAGGUCUUCCCUUAAACCUCCAGAUAGACACCUUUGACUGUGAAACCAAAUCGGACAAACCUAUUCAUCGGGCUGUCUGCCAGAUUAAAAUAUUUGUGGACAAGGGCGCUGAGAGAAAAAUGAGGGAUGAAGAACGCAAACAAUCUAAACGAAAAAGCAAGUUCCCAGAUUCCACCACAGAUGCUAUUACCAACAAGAGGAUUCCACUACCAGAUCACAGAGGAAAUGAUCGUACAUAUUUCAAGCCAAUGACAGACCUAAUUUCAUCUCCUGUUCUAUUCACGCCAGAAGCUCAUUUCCUUUAUUCACAGCGAACUAGAUUGGAGCACUCAAUGAGUGGUGAAGCAAGACAUCCUGAGAGGUUACCAGUCAAAAGGGGAAGCAAGACACUGUUCAAGGAUGAAGGGGAUCUACCCAUCAAAUUUGCCAAGCUUUGUGAACCAGAGCGAGUGCUGCUAUAUGUACGCAGGGAGUGUGAAGACGUUUUUGAUGCCUUGAUGUUACAGACUCCUAAUCUUAAGGGACUGAAGAAUGCUAUCUCAGAGAAGUAUGGGCUGCUUGAAGAGAGGAUUUGCAAAGUUUACAAGAAGUGUAUGAAAGGAAUCCUGGUGAACAUGGAUGAUAACAUCGUGCAGCAUUACUGCAACCAUGCCGCAUUCCUGGUGGAGAUAAAGGACAUAUGUGGUGGCUGUCAAAUAACACUUAAGGAAGUUUAAGGAGACUUAACAUUCCUGGACAAACUCAAAGAUGUACAGAAUAUAGGAACAGAUUAGGAAUUGCUCUACCUCUGUUCCUCUGUCCGUGAACAUGAACUGUCGGCUGCUUUGGACCAAAGAACAUUGUGCCAUUACUCUCAUCUGACCUAACAACAAAACAGGCUUGUUUAUACCCAGCAUGAAGAGUUCAAUAUUGCCUUCAUUUUAUUCUCUGCUUGUAUGGAUGAUGCCCGAAGCAAUCUUUUCUUCUUUAUUUGCACCGCUCAACACGUUCCUUCUGGAAUCUGAAUGCCUCGCUUGCUUCACUUCAUCAAACCAAACCUUAUAGACUGUUGGACUGUACACUGGAUCACCAGCCAGCCUAUGUAUAUUUUAGUAUGAUGGAAUGUGUGAGAUUUUUUAAUCAUUUGCUUGUUCCUGUAAUUUGCUUGUCAAUUUUUUUAAAUCUCAACUCAACCUUUUCAGGUUUCCGGCAAGAUUUUCAAUAUAAAGUAUUUACAGAAGGAAUGGCAAAUUGAUUGCUAUUUUAUGGUGCUCAUGAAGUAUGUGGAAAAAUUCAUUGCUCAUAAGUGAACGCUAUUUUCGUCUUUAGAGCGAGGGAAGGACCCUCCCUCCAAUAAUUCAAAGAACAUUUAUUUCUUCUUUAUAUAUGUAUGUAAUUCCACAGAACCAUCCUUCCCCUUGUUACAUAUCAUACAUCUGCACCAUCUUUCCCUAGUAUUUUGGUGGAGGAAAUAUUUGUGUACCAUCGUUUUAUUGCCACAAAUGGUAACCAGACCUCCUGAUGCAAUCAACAAUUUCCAAAACGUUUAAGAUUAUCAGCGUGCACAGGAGAUGUUUAGAAUCGUGGUGUGCUGGUAUCUCAUCAUGAUUUACAACCUUCAAAGUAUUGGACAAUGGAUGUGUAUAAAAUAUUGUAUCAUAGAUUAAUGGGGACACACCUCAGUGAUCUAGCAUGUCCAGUGUCCGAAGUACUGCUCAGGCAUCCAGAUUGAAGAUAUUGGGAGCCCAACUAGCUGCCCAAUGCUUUUCUUUUUAAUGCCCCUAUUUUAAGCAAGUGAUAUCCAUGAUUGGAGCCUAUUAUAUUGGCUAAUAUUUUUGAAGAGCUUCCAAAUUAGAUGGCAAUUUGCCCGAUUCAUUAUUUGAAGAAACAUAACAUUUCCACACCUAAAGACAUGGUAAAAAAAGAAUGAUUUAAGUAUUCCUGGUUUCCUCUAAUUGAUUUACUAAAUCAACAUAGCUUUCUCGGGGUGUAUUUUCAUUUGUUUACUAAUGUUUCUGAAUACUUUUUACUCGUGUACAAAGUCAGAGAUAUGCAUUAUGCUCAGUCAAAAGGUGUUCACAAACAUUAUUAGGGAAAGAUAGGAACAUUUCUUACAAUUAAUCGUCUUGAUUUUUUGGAUUACUGUUUUUUUGUAUAAAUAUAGUCAGUCUUUUACAUUUAUUGGUAUUAUACUCAGGAUCUCCACGAUGUGAACACGUAUAUAUUGUACAUAGAAAGAGUUAGCCUCAAGUUUAAACAUUGUGGUGAUGGACAUUUCAUGUUGAUGAUGUAUUUUUCAAACUGCAGAUGAGAUCUCACAAUUGUGAGAUAUAUUUUUGUUAUCGUAUUGUAAUAAAUGAGCAUAUCUGGUGUAACAUUCUAAAAUUGUAACUUCCUGGGUGCCAUUGUUGGUUUUUAACGUCAAAGAGUUACAUAAGCUUCACUGCCAAAUUCCUGUAAAAAUUUCAAUUGAUUAAAAUGCAAAGUGUUUAAAAAAAAAAAAAA